AUGCUUGAAAUUCGUAAAUCUAGUUGCCGGCUUGCCUUUUUAUCAAAAUCUGAUGGAUCCGUGAAGCUGAAGCAUGGUCAGACGUCAGUGGUUGCGGCCGUGAACGGACCUCUAGAUGUCAAAAUAAUAAAAGAACAAGUUGAUAAAAUGAACGUUGAUAUCAUUUUCAAAUAUAAAACUGAAUCAAAAGCAAAAAAUCAAAGAACGAUGGAGAAAUUGAUACAACAGAUAUGUGAGUGUUCGGUUCUAGUAAAAAAUUUUCCAAGAACAAAUUUGACAAUUGCACUGCAAGAGUUAGAAGAUGAUGGUUCUUUGUUGGCUUGUUGUAUCAAUGCUACCUGCUUAGCUUUAUUGGACGCCUGCAUACCUAUGAAACAACUUUUUGCAGCUGUGAGUGUGUGUUUCAAUAAAGUCGAUGACACGAUCACAAUAGAUCCCACUUUAAGCCAAGAGUCACAAUAUCCAGGCGUCACUUUUGUCUUCAAUAAUGGGAAGUUUAAUGUAAUUGCGAUGCAUUCAAACUCAUUUCUUUCAAAAGAAGUUUUAAACAAGAGUCUACUUCAGGCCAGAGAACAUGCCAAGCUGAUGUUUGAUUCAUACAGGGACCUCAUCAAACAGUCCCACCAGAUUGUAUAA
Molecule: messenger RNA, 636 nt
Organism: Helobdella robusta
Lineage: Eukaryota; Metazoa; Annelida; Clitellata; Rhynchobdellida; Glossiphoniidae
Exons: 1
Coding region: 1-636 (211 amino acids)
Biological process (GO): rRNA catabolic process; nuclear mRNA surveillance; poly(A)-dependent snoRNA 3'-end processing
Cellular component (GO): cytoplasmic exosome (RNase complex); nuclear exosome (RNase complex); nucleolus
Source: RefSeq, a predicted model, not a curated record